This is a messenger RNA of Periconia digitata, 866 nucleotides long. NCBI's taxonomy places the organism in Eukaryota, Fungi, Ascomycota, Dothideomycetes, Pleosporales, Periconiaceae. The record is from the annotation of a GenBank genome assembly.
CUGACGCAAGACACCAGCUCAACAUGCAGUAUUGGGUUACGUGGGCCUCCCUCCCUAUCGUGAUUUUCGGUCUGUGGCUGUAUACCUCCCAGUUUUGCCAAUCGUUUCCCACACUGCAGGGCAAGCGCAUCUUGCUGCUCAUUGCCCACCCCGAUGAUGAAGCCAUGUUUUUUGCACCUACUCUGCUGGCCUUGACCCGUCCGGAGCUUGGAAACCACGUCAAAAUCCUUUGUCUUAGCAGUGGCGACGCCGAUGGUCUGGGUGACAUCAGAAAGAAGGAACUGAUAAAGAGUGGCAUCCAGCUGGGAAUUCGGUCCUCAGACGAUAUCCACGUGAUCGAGGACAGCAACUUCCCCGAUUCAAUGUCUGUAACAUGGCAUCCUCGCCUGAUAUCCAAUCUUCUCACAUUGACAUUCGCCCCCAAGAUGGCCUCUAUCACCCCUAAAGAUGCUCCACAAGCAAACAUUGACGCCAUUGUCACUUUUGAUGCAAACGGCAUAUCUGCUCACCCGAAUCACAAAUCACUCUAUCAAGGGUCACACGCGUUUCUAAAGGCGCUUAUGCAUCGUCAUAGUGGAUGGGAAUGUCCUAUCAAGCUGUACACGCUGACUACUACUUCCGUCAUUCGCAAAUAUGUUGGCGUUCUUGACGCGCCACUUACUUUGAUUGGUGCUACUCUUGGGAGAAAAACUACGGGAGAUUUCCCGACACCGUUGCUGUUUGCCAGCUCACCGGUCGGCUACAGGGUUGCCCAGAGAGCCAUGACCACCGCGCACAAGAGUCAAAUGAGAUGGUUCCGGUGGGGCUGGAUCACUCUCUCCCGUUACAUGGUGAUAAAUGAUCUGAGGAAGGAGACAGUAAUCUAA